CAAAAAUCACUUGAUAAAUCUUGAGUUUUUUAUAUGUGCGCGGGGGUCUGACACGGGAGACCGUCACAUUCAUUGUUAGCUUGACGGAUGUCUUUUUCUAUCGCAAUAAUCUCUAAUCGAAUCAUCAUCUCACGCUAGAACCGCGAACAAAACCAUUCUAAAUGUCCAACGUCACGAUCUGUCGGAAAUCCGCGAGGAAUUAAGUUGUGGUGGUGUGGAAAAACGCAAGUGAUUUUUUCUCGUCGCGUAUCAGGAAAUCGCUUGAAGCCUUCGCGACGAAAAAAAACAACUCGUCGUGACUAACCGCGGCGGACGGGUGGCAAGAAAAACGAAAUUUCGCCUAAAUGACUACGGCUGAUCCACCGCUCCUGCAACUAGAGGACGAAAUCAUCACUUGUCUGAAGGACGAAAUCGAUUUCCUUAAGACGAACAAAACCGCAGACGCUGUAGUUAAAAACGGCCCAAACGGCGGACUCAUAACCGAUGAUAAAAGUAGCAUAAUUUCACUGUCGAGCAGUAACUGUGGCGCUAGCACAAGUAACAGCUGUCGCAGCAGCAACGACUCCAUCGACGAAGAGGAGGAAAUCCAUUCAGUGCCGGAGGUAGAAUUCGAGGGUGUCAACCUGGACUCCGGCGGAGAUAAUCGUGAGUCGCAGCCCCUACUGGGGGCUCGCGACCAUUCGGAUAUACUACGUAAUAACUACGCUGAUGAUCCUCAGUUCGGUGAGCUCAUCCUACAGGCCGAAAUGGCCAUUGACCAUGGGAUAUAUCCAGAAAGGAUAUAUCAAGGCAGUAGUGGGUCUUAUUUCGUGAAAAAUCCUGCAGGUAAAAACAUAGGUGUUUUCAAGCCAAAAGAUGAGGAACCCUACGGGCGACUGAAUCCAAAAUGGACAAAGUGGAUGCACAAGUUGUGUUGUCCUUGCUGUUUUGGUAGAGCAUGUUUAAUACCAAAUCAAGGCUAUUUGUCAGAGGCUGGCGCAAGCAUAGUGGACCAAAAAUUAAAAUUAAAUGUUGUGCCGAAAACACGGGUUAUACGACUGGUAUCGGAAACUUUCAACUAUCCAAGAAUCGAUAGACAAAAAUAUAGGAUUAAACGAACUAUUAAAGAGCACUAUCCAGCAGCAAAGUUUAAUCGGAUGAGUCUACCCCCUAAGGUCGGAUCGUUUCAAAUGUUUGUUGAUGGUUACAAAGACGCUGACUUUUGGCUUCGUCGUUUUGAAAACGAACCACUACCGAAAAAAUUGGCGCAUAGAUUUCAAAUGCAAUUCGAACGACUCGUUGUUCUCGACUACAUUAUACGUAAUACAGAUCGUGGUAACGAUAAUUGGCUCAUCCGAUACGAAAUGCCUACUAUUGUUAAUGGAUUAAACGGGACGACAACAGCAGCAACAAAAGCAGCUGCAUCGUCAGGAGGGAACCUCAUAUCUACAGAAGCUACACCCGGUUCGAGUACAGAAAAUCAACUAACACAGAAUGAACAUGCCGAUUGGCAUUUAGUCCAGUCGCCUGAUAUCAAAAUUGCCGCCAUUGAUAAUGGUUUGGCAUUUCCAUUCAAACAUCCUGAUUCGUGGCGAGCAUAUCCGUAUCAUUGGGCUUGGUUACCGCAGGCCAAAGUGCCUUUUAGUCAGGAAAUAAAGGAUCUAGUUCUGCCGAUUUUGUCUGAUAUGAAUGCAGUCGAGGAGCUUUGUCAGGAACUUUAUGAGCUAUUCAGGCAAGACAAAGGUUUUGACAAGGGUCUUUUCGAACGGCAAAUGUCUGUGAUGCGUGGUCAAAUACUGAAUCUUACCCAAGCCCUAAAGGACGGCAAAUCACCUGUACAAUUGGUACAGAUGCCAGCUGUUAUUGUUGAACGGUCAAGUAGUUCAAGCUCGAGAUUCUUCUCCUUUACACAGCGCUUCCAAAACAAAAGCCCCUUCUUCUCAUGGUGCUAACUAACAGGAAACUGAGCAUUAUAUAGGAACAAAGAAACUAGAUACAUAUAUAUCCACAUAUUUAAGUCCACGAAAAGAUUAGGAAGAAAGAAAUUCAUAAAUAUGCCUGCGUUAUCACCGUCAACAACAAAUAAACAGAAAAGACAAACGAGAGAACUAAAUGUCGUAUUUGUUGCGUCAUUGUUAUUUUAAAUGCUGUGAAAUUAUACUAAAAUUUAUAUAUAUAUUUUUUCCCCUUUAUUUUAGGAGAUAAUUCAACACCUGUCUCAUUAUAGAAUUUAUUUUUAAAGUUAAUUUCUCAUCUAGCCAUCAUACGUCUAUUUUAUUUUUUUAUUAUUUCCUUUUACCGUCGCAAAUCAUUCCUAGGCAUACCUCGUGUUUUGUUAUGUUGAUUUUUUUUUUGUCGAUUAGGAUUUGAGAUUGCGGUAAUAAUAAUGUGUAAAAUAGAUUGUGAUCUAAUUUUCCAAAUAUUGUUUGAUUCGAUAGGUCCUGAUUUGAUUGUGUUUUUUUGUAGAGUGUACUUUUUUUUGUACGAUUAUUUGCAUCGUUAUAAAAUUAUUGAAUUCGGUUUAAGUACAAAAACGAAAAUAGGAAAACGUCACCACCAACGAAUUCCAAAAAAUUUAGAAACUAUCGCGCUAAAUGCCUUCCCUCGCUGCUAUUAAAAUAGGAUGCAUACCAAGCUGGGGAAAUGAGUCAUUAAAUUUUAAGUAUAAGAGGGGUUCAUGCCUAAAUCGAAGAUCUAUUGAAUUUUUUGAGGCAGGCCUGGAAAAAUAAAAGGUUUUCAGAUAAGAGCGUUCCCUUUCCCAAAGAUUUACCACAUUUGUUUAUGCAAGCUCGAAUGCUGGACGAUACGAGCGCUAGCUUUUCAUGAUCAAUUAUUGCUCGAUGCUUGCCAAGUCAGGCGCUGUGGCUGAUUACGCAGGAUAUAUUUUUCAUUGGGUUGUGGUGUAGUAAUCACUUCACAAUCUUACGAGUAUCAGCCAUUCAUGAAGUGAAGGACUUCCAACAAGUUUCAAGCCAACCUGUCCCGGGAUUUGCGGAGACGAAUACUCUUGCUAGGUAGGCGUAUUUUUCAUUAUUAAUUAAUUAUCAGCUGCGAGAAAAUAUGCAUCCUCAUUAAUAGGGUCAUUGAACCGCUUCCUAUUUUAACAAAUCAGUUAAAUUGGUUUCUUUUCCAUUUUCAUUUUCUCCCCCUUUCGCCUUAUCUAUUGUAGUAGGAAUUUAGAUAUAUCGUAACAUAAAAAACAGUAUAAAUAUCGACUAAGGGAUAUAUAUAUAUUAGAACAAAAAAAAAUUAGGAAUAUUUAAUGAAACAUGAAAUUAUUCAUUUUAUAUUUAUCAAAUAUAUGAAAGAAAGCAAAGAUACACUUAUUACAACUUCAGAAGUCAUACCAAUAUUGUAAAUAAUAACAUAUUCACAUAUUACGGGAACGUAAAAUAAACUGUAAAAUUGGAAUUUUAAACUACGUUAAAUAAACGAAAUGAGAAAGGACCUAAAAUGUUAAUAUCAUAACUAACAGUCCUAAACGCA
Molecule: messenger RNA, 3465 nt
Organism: Hermetia illucens (black soldier fly)
Lineage: Eukaryota; Metazoa; Arthropoda; Insecta; Diptera; Stratiomyidae
Gene: Pi4KIIalpha
Product: phosphatidylinositol 4-kinase type 2-alpha
Exons: 8
Coding region: 345-1931 (528 amino acids)
Biological process (GO): endosome organization; Golgi organization; phosphatidylinositol phosphate biosynthetic process
Cellular component (GO): endosome; plasma membrane; trans-Golgi network
Molecular function (GO): 1-phosphatidylinositol 4-kinase activity
Source: RefSeq, a predicted model, not a curated record